This is a messenger RNA of Melitaea cinxia (Glanville fritillary), 3014 nucleotides long. RefSeq names its product exosome complex exonuclease RRP44 (gene Dis3). Gene Ontology annotation, cellular component: nuclear exosome (RNase complex); cytoplasmic exosome (RNase complex). Bases 35 to 2938 code for a protein of 967 amino acids. Lineage: Eukaryota; Metazoa; Arthropoda; Insecta; Lepidoptera; Nymphalidae. The record is from RefSeq and is a predicted model, not a curated record. Gene Ontology annotation, biological process: rRNA catabolic process. The transcript is spliced from 15 exons. Gene Ontology annotation, molecular function: RNA binding; 3'-5'-RNA exonuclease activity; endonuclease activity.
UUUAUCAAUGUCGUGUACUAUAUAAUAAGUAGCAAUGUGGACUACUAAAACUUUUUUGACUAAAACAAAACGCGGUAAUGUUUUAAAGAUUGUAAGAGAACAUUAUUUACGUGACGAUUUACUGUGUGGUUCAGCUGCUUGUAAUGUAUGUCCGCAUAAGGAUGAUGAACUUGUACUGGAAGCUAAUCCAGAGUCAAUCUGUGGAUUAUUUGACUACAGUCAUUACCUAGUUCUCGACACGAACGUAGUUCUGCACCAGAUCGACGUUCUAGAAGAAGACGCUUUAAAAAACGUUAUUAUCUUACAAACGGUCUUAGAAGAAGUUAAACAUCAGAACACUGCCAUUUUUCAAAGAUUGUUGGAAAUAAUUGGAAAUAAGAAGAGAAAAUUUUAUUCUUUUGUUAAUGAACACCAUAAAGACACAUACAUUGAACGUAAUCCGGGAGAGAAACCAAAUGACCGUAAUGAUCGAGCAAUCCGUAGAGCUGCCUCUUGGUAUGCCUCACACUUAUCCAUUAAAAAUAUGGCUGGACAGUUUCCUCAAAUUGUCUUGAUAAGUGAUGAUGAAAAUAAUAGAAAACUUGCCCACGAAGAAGGAAUUGUUGCUUGUUCUGUUAAGGAUUACAUAGAAAACGUAAAUGGAUAUGCAGGUCUUGUGGACAAAUUAUCCAAAAAUGUGAUACCAGAGAGUGUUUCUAAGGAUGCACUGUAUCCUGCACAUUUAACUCCCACUCAAAUACACACUGGUAUUAGAAGUGGAAAGCUACAUCAAGGUACUUUUCAUGCAUCGAGAGAUAAUUUCCUAGAAGGGAAUGUUACGGUCAAUGGCUUUGAAAAAUCUAUAUUACUGCAAGGUCAUACAGGUAUAAACAGAGCAAUCGAUGGAGACAUUGUGGCAAUAGAAAUAUUUCCUCAGGAAGAAUGGAGACAGCCAAGUGAUAUUGUUCUAGAAGAUAAAGCAGAGGAUCCUGGCGACUUUUUAGAAGAAGAGUCUCAAUUGCUUAAUACAAAAAAAGCUGUAGCCGAUGAUGAUGUUUGUCCUACUGGGAAGGUUGUUGGCAUUAUAAGAAGGAAAUGGCGUCAAUAUUGCGGUAUUUUAGUGCCGAGCAAGUUUCCAGGAGCAACGCGUCACUUAUUUACUCCAGCUGAGAAGAGGAUACCGCGCGUGCGGAUCGAGACAAGACAGAGCGACAUUUUGGUCUCACAACGUAUCCUCGUAGCAUUGGAUUCUUGGCCAAGGAACAGUCGAUAUCCUUUGGGACAUUUCGUGAGAUCCCUUGGACCUAUUGGUGAUAAGGAUGCAGAAAACGAAGUAAUAUUAUUGGAGCAUGAUGUGCCGCAUGCGAGAUUCAGUGAGGCUGUGCUUGCUUGCUUGCCACCUGAUAACUGGACUAUUCCUGAGGAGGAGAUAAAGAAGCGCGUGGACCUGCGCUCGGUGUGCGUGUGCUCGGUGGACCCGCCCGGCUGCACGGACAUCGACGACGCGCUGCACGCGCGCCGCGCGCCCGCCGCGCCGCACUACGAGGUCGGCGUGCACAUCGCUGACGUCACGCACUUCGUGAGGCCCGACACCGCGCUGGACCGCGAGGCCGCCGCGCGCUCCACCACCGUGUACCUCGUGGACAGAAGGAUCGACAUGGUUCCCGAUCUCUUAAGUUCAAACUUGUGUUCAUUAAGAGGUGGAGAAGAGAGAUUGGCAUUUUCAUGUGUUUGGGAAAUGGACGAAAAUGCUAACAUUUUAUCUACGAAGUUCCACAAAAGCGUCAUAAAGUCUCGAGCUGCUAUGACGUAUGAAGAAGCACAAAUAGCGAUAGACACGACUUCUCGUAACGAUGACAUAGCUACGUCGCUACGAACUUUAAACAUGUUGGCGAAAAAACUGAAACAAAGGAGGCUCGAUAAUGGCGCACUAUUGCUGGCAUCGCCUGAAAUUCGUUUCCAAGUGGAUUCGGAAACUCAUGAGCCUCUAGAGGUGCAGGCGAAGAGGAUAAUGGACACCAACUCGAUGGUUGAGGAGUUCAUGUUGCUCGCUAAUGUGAGCGUAGCAGAGCGUGUCGCGACAGACUUCCCACAGAGUGCUCUACUGAGACGACACCCCGCACCACCGCCUGCCAACUUCAAUACCUUCCUCAAGGCUGCCCGUCGACAGGGCUUCGAACUAGACGUAUCAACUAACAAAUCAUUCUCGAAAUCUCUGAAUGAAGCUGUUAUACCUGAGCGGCCGUUUUUCAAUACAUUGCUACGUAUAAUGGCAACUCGGUGCAUGCAACAGGCCGUUUACUUCUCGAGCGGAUCGAAAACCCAAGAAGAGUAUUACCAUUACGGUCUCGCUUGUCCCAUAUAUACGCAUUUUACGUCACCGAUAAGAAGGUACGCGGACGUGAUCGUGCACCGGCUGCUGGCGAGCGCGCUGGGCGCGGACACGACGCACGCCGCGCUGCUGGACACGCGCGCCGCGCAGGCGCUGUGCGACAACCUCAACUACCGGCACCGCCAGGCGCAGCUCGCCGGCCGCGCCUCCGUCGCGCUCAACACGCACAUUUUGUUUAAGAAUCGUGAAGAAAUCCAAUCAGCUGUCGUUCUGGCUGUAAAACGAAAUGCUCUCCAAGUUUUAAUUCCGAAAUAUGGGCUCGAAGGUCCUCUAUACUUGCCCUCUGACAAGUUCUUGUAUAAUGAAGAGGAAAAUAUCCAAAUAUGUAAUGACGUCGUAUUCAAGACGUUUGACGAAUUAACAGUCAGACUCACUCUUGAUAGUACAAACUUGCAACAUAGAAAAUUAGUUUUUCAACUGGUAACACCGUUCAUACCAGGCGUCAGCUACGUGCAAGAAAAAACCGAUGAUGACAAAAUGGAGGUCGAAAUCGUCGAAUCAAAAACAAAUGAAAAAAAAAGGAAAGAAGUGGCUGAACCUAAAAAGAAAAAAAAGUCUAAAAAGUAGACAAUACUUUAACUUUUAAGUAUAAGAAUAAGUAAUAAAGUACAUCAAAAAUUUUAAAAUAUAUUUUUUUCUAAAU